AACAAUGACGUCGAAAUCUAAGAUGGCGUAGUCCAUUCGUGAUCGAUGCGUUUACCGGUUAACCUAAUUCAUUGUUUUCCUUUAAACAUUUAAAUCAUAUUUAGAAGUUUUUAAACAUCAUUGUCACCAAAAUGUUUCCUUUUAGAAUUUGUAAUCGUAUUAGAUAUAUGUCGACAAAUGUCGACAAGAUUGCUAACCUUGUAAAGAAGAACAAAGUGGUCGUGUUCAUGAAGGGUGUUCCGGACAGUCCCAAGUGUGGCUUCAGCAAUGCUGUCGUACAAAUACUAAGGAUGCACGAUGUGAAAUAUGAUGCUCAUGACGUUCUUGAAGAUGAACAGUUGAGACAAGGUAUUAAGGACUUUUCCAAUUGGCCUACCAUACCGCAAGUGUUCAUAAACGGAGAGUUCGUGGGAGGAUGUGACAUACUGUUGGAGAUGCACAAGAACGGAGAGCUCGUGGAGGAGUUAAAGAAAGUUGGUAUCCAAAGUGCCCUGCUUGAGAAAGAAGAGUCCCAAGAGAAGAAGCCUACGAACUAAGCUUGUUUUUAAGCUUUGUAACAUGUAAAUAAAGUAAUUGUUAUUUUUGUGUUCAUGUUUGAGUUGUUUUAAAUAAAUGAUGGCAGGAAUUUUGAAGCGUAUAUUUAAUAACCGUUCAAUUAGGACUUGUUACAAAUUAGGACUGUCUUUUGUAGGGUUGUUUCGUUGUUCCUUAAGCUGUUGAGUACAAUAAUACAAUGUACAAUGUAUGUACAGUGUGGUACGAUAUAAGUUUAAGAUGUAAUAUAUGGAUGAAUAAAAUUUUUUAGUGCAAACA
Molecule: messenger RNA, 813 nt
Organism: Megachile rotundata (alfalfa leafcutting bee)
Lineage: Eukaryota; Metazoa; Arthropoda; Insecta; Hymenoptera; Megachilidae
Gene: Grx5
Product: Glutaredoxin 5
Cellular component (GO): mitochondrial matrix
Source: RefSeq, a predicted model, not a curated record